Beta vulgaris subsp. vulgaris (sugar beet) is the source of this 2034-nucleotide messenger RNA. RefSeq lists its product as hypothetical. The coding region runs from base 91 to 1539 and encodes 482 amino acids. NCBI's taxonomy places the organism in Eukaryota, Viridiplantae, Streptophyta, Magnoliopsida, Caryophyllales, Amaranthaceae. The transcript has 4 exons. The record is from RefSeq and is a predicted model, not a curated record.
UAUACCCUUUCACACAAAACCCUCAUUCAUCUUCUAUCUUCAAUCUCUCUCUUUCUCUCUCCAAAAUUCAAACUCCAAAAACACACAAAAAUGGUGUUUGAUCGAUCAAACUCAUCAAAUUCAUCAACUUCAACCUCACCUUCAUCUUCAUCAUCAAGAAGUUGGCCUAGCACAAAAGUACUUGCAAUCGAAUGCAUCAGAGGAACCUCAAGAGCUGAUGAAUGGAGUGGUGGAUUGCUUCAAACUGGUGAUAUUGUUGAAGAGAUUUUAAUCGGCGAUUUAAGUUUGCGAUCGCCGUUUAAAGAUGGAAAUUCUGGUGUUCAGAAACAACUACAUAGUUGUUUUAAGAGUAAGAUUACGGAGAUUAGAGUACGAGUUCGACGCGGUGAGUUUGAUUCUGCUGAGUUAACUGGUUGUAUUGUUCCUGAAGGAAGGAAGAAACAACAUUAUGUUUUGAGAGCGAUUGAUGAUCCUAAUUAUGCUGUUACUUUCUUUGAUCGUUCUGAAUCUGAUUGCUUGAAACUCCAAGCUUCUAGGGACUCCAGGUUACAUCACGCAAUAAACAGUACACAAAUCCAAAGUGGUUAUGUUCAAUAUCCAUGGGAAAGGAAGAUGCAAACAAUGCUACAAGUUCCCAGUUCGAGCUCCCUUUUCUCCAUUCUUUUCCUCCCGAAAGCUUCAGAAACUGGACGUGGUCGUUAUAAUGAUAUGGAGGACACUAUCUCUAGGGCUAAUGCAUGGAUAAACGCGUCUCAGGCAUCAGGGGUUCCGAUAGCCUUUAUAAACAUUCAGACAGAGUCUUUACUUACAAAGAUAUCUGGUGAAACAGCUUCUUCCACAGUCAGCACUUCAUCAUUAUCAGAUUUGCCAAAUCUUUCCAAUGCGAGCCUUUAUGGAUUUGAGGACUACCACGGCGUUGACAUUGGAGUUGUCAGAGCAAUUCGUCUCUGGUACUCGCCCAUCCAAGAAUACCCAGUUGAGAUCAACAUAGAAGAGGGUGAUGUGAAGCUUGGUUUUGCUAUAAGUCGCACUGAAGAGGGAUUUAUAUACAUAUCAUCAGUUCUAGAAGGUGAUGGAAAUGUCCCUUCUUCAAGAUCUGGUCUCUGUGAGCUAUAUAAUGAUGCAAAAAGAGAUUCGAAGCUCCUAGUAAUCUCGCGAGUAAGCAGCCAAAAAGUCCUUCCUUGGAUUGUAUCUCCAACAAGUGCCAUCCAAUGCUUUGAUACCGUUUCUCUAAGCCAGAAGCUCUCUUUGUACCGUCAUGCUCGAGCACCCCUGCUUAUUCAUGUUUUAAUGCUUGACACACGAUCUGCCUCUCCACGACAACAAAGUGGUCCUGUUCCACAAGCUAUGCCAUUGCGGUCUCAUUUUCAGAUUCCGAGCAAUUCUGAUGAUGAUCAAAACCAACCUCUUUCCCCAUCCAUGGUUUCGCGGGAUGGUAGGUUUACUGGUCGUCAAAUCGAGUUAGGAUUGGCUAGAGAUACGGCGGGGGAAGAAUCUUUCAGAUUUCAUAACUUCAAUCUACCUGACAACUGGGUAUGAAUGUAUUGUGUACCUUUUGACAUAUCCUUAGUUUCAUAUACAAUAGAGUGAGUGGUGGAAGAAUAUUGUUGCAAUGCAACUUGUGUGUGGCAGCAAAGGAGUAGAUAGCUGGAAAACUGAAAGAAAUUCAACAAUGUGUGGCAACAAAUUCUGUUGCAACUUGUACAUACAAAAGAGUGAGUGGUAGAAGAUAUUUUAUGUUCAUCCUAUGAGGCUGCUUAUGGGUGAAAAUAAAAUGAUGCAUUUUUGGGGACAUUUUGGUAAAAUAUUUAGUUGAAUUUGUUUUGAAUUAAUGAUUGCAAUUUUGACUAUUGGUUUUGCCAAAAUUCCCUAAGAAUUUAUGCAUCAAUGCUCCUGGUAGGAAUGGACAUGUAGGUCAUGUAGAUAUGGAGAAUUGGAGAUUGUUUAAUUGAUUGGUUAUUUGUGCAGUUGUGCUUGUUUGAACUUCUGGAAUGUUUUUUUGUUGAAUAAAAGUUGUUUUAUAGUUCAUACUUA